GAUAAGGUUGAAAUACAUUGUAUCCCUGGAUAUCAGCCCUCACAGCAACAAAUGACAUGUGUGACGCAUGAUGAUACCAGCAGUAAAUGGGAUGUGUCUAUUCCCUGUUUCGCAUGACGCUGUGUCUGGUUGUCAUGCCGACGCUCUGGGCAGGCGCAGUGGUGCGGGCAGAACGCCGGUCAACUUCCGGUACAGUGACAUGUUCAGUCGGUGGUGGGUAUUUAAGAGCAGUGUCCCUGGCCAUAUGCAGAUGGAAUAGACAUAAUGUACUAUGCAAAUACCAAUUACUAUAACAGAAGUGCUACUAUUACGCUACAAUGUGUCACAGGGUAUCAGAAUUUAAAACAACAAAUGACAUGUGUGGCAAAACAAGCAGUAAUUGGGAUGUGACUGUCCCCUGCAUUGAACAGUGUCAAUCGCCUGAUGCAGAAGGUAUAAACAGAAGCUACUUUUCCAAUAACAAAUACUAUAACAGAGGUGAUGAGGUUAUAAUACAGUGCAUCACUGGCUAUCAUCCUGCAAAACAGCAAAUGGCUUGUGUGGCAAAUGGUGACAUAAGCAGUAACUGGAAUGAGUCUUAUCCUUGUGUUGAACAGUGUCAAUCGCCUGAUGCAGAAGGUAUAAACAGAAGCUACUUUUCCAAUAACAAAUACUAUAACAGAGGUGAUGAGGUUAUAAUACAGUGCAUCACUGGCUAUCAUCCUGCAAAACAGCAAAUGGCUUGUGUGGCAAAUGGUGACAUAAGCAGUAACUGGAAUGAGUCUUAUCCUUGUGUUGAACAGUGUCAAUCGCCUGAUGCAGAAGGUAUAAACAAAAGCUACUUUUCCAAUAACAAAUACUAUAACAGAGGUGAUGAGGUUAUAAUACAGUGCAUCACUGGCUAUCAUCCUGCAAAACAGCAAAUGGCUUGUGUGGCAAAUGGUGACAUAAGCAGUAACUGGAAUGAGUCUUAUCCUUGUGUUGAUAAAGAAGACAAGAAGUACAACUACUUUUAUAUAGUGGUUGUCCGGCUAAUACUGGGGAUACUGGUACUUAUCAUCAUGUUCUGUAUUUUGGGAAUAGAGAUUAUGACAUGGAAGCCAGGUGAAAGUAAUACAAAUCCCCUGGAAAAGGAACCAAAUCAUCUGGAUAACGAGGAGACGGAGAACCUCUGAAUUUAUACAAUGUUGUCACACACAUCCCUAUAUCCUGCUCAAUGUGUUACUUGUUAUAGCCGGAAUAACGUGCAACUCACUAUUAAACAAUAUUUUAGUGUCACA
Bombina bombina (fire-bellied toad) is the source of this 1259-nucleotide messenger RNA. Its product is annotated as complement component receptor 1-like protein. Bases 318 to 1154 code for a protein of 278 amino acids. NCBI's taxonomy places the organism in Eukaryota, Metazoa, Chordata, Amphibia, Anura, Bombinatoridae. The transcript has 9 exons. The record is from RefSeq and is a predicted model, not a curated record.